AUGCCACCGUUAGAUAAAAAAAUAAGGAAAUUCAUAUCUAAUGCAGUUCGUAUUGCCCCUAAAGUUUCAUCAAAGGGCGAACUAUCAGAAUUGCGUAAUUGUUUAGCAUCUCCAUAUCCUCAAACAAGAAAAGAUGCUAUAAAAAAAACAAUUCAACAAAUGACUUUAGGUAAGGAUGUUUCAUCUCUUUUCCCGGACGUUUUGACCAAUAUGGCCACUGCCGAUGUUGAACAGAAAAAACUAGUAUAUUUAUACAUAAUGAAUUAUGCUACAACACAUCCUGAGUUAUGUAUUCUAGCCGUGAACACGUUUGUUUCUGAUUGCAACGACCCCAACCCAUUGAUUAGGUGCAUGGCUAUUAGAACCAUGUGCAUGAUUCGUGUUGACAGAAUUAUGGAAUAUGUCGAAACUCCUUUGAGAAAAUGUUUACAAGACGAUAAUCCAUAUGUUAGGAAAACAGCUGUGAUUUGUGUUAGCAAAUUAUUUCAAUUGAACGAAGAAUUGUGUCUAAAUAUGGUACAUGAUGACUUAAUCCCAAUGUUAGAGAAUGAAAGUAAUCCGAUUGUUUUAAGUAACGCAAUGGCCUCAUUAAUGGAAUUAUACCCUACCAUUAAUUAUAAAAGUUUAAUAAAUGAUCACAGCAAUACAAUAAUUACAAAAUUGUUAAAUGCAUUGAAUGAAAGCAGCGAGUGGGGUAGGGUCACUAUAUUGAAUUCAAUUGCCGAGUACAAUUCUGUAGACGAAAUGGAUGCCAAAAAAGUUAUAGAUAGAGUUGUGCCCCAUUUGCAACACGCCAAUCCUGCCGUUGUUUUGGGCAGUGUUAAAGUUGUUUUGAAAAAUGUGGAAUUUUUGUUUACUUCUUCGGCAGCUACUUCUUAUCUUCCCAAAGUUGCAUCUGCACUAGUUAGCAUGAUGAGUACGCCACCUGAAUUGCAAUACGUUGCUUUGAAAAAUAUUAGAAUAAUUGUGGAAAAAUAUCCUACCAUACUAACCAAAGAGUAUCGUAUUUUUUAUCUAAAAUUCAAUGAUCCGUUGUAUGUCAAGUUGGAAAAAUUGGAUAUUUUAAUGCGCAUUGUUGGUAACAGUAAAACCAAUAACUUGAAACAAUAUCAAUCUUUUUUGCAAGAGCUAAGAGAAUAUGUUACUGAAUUUACCCCAGAAUUGGUGAAUAAAAGCGUAAUGUGCAUGUCUGCCUUAGCUAUUAAAUGUCCAUCGUUGAGUCCUGAAAUUGUAGAAAUUUUAACUACUCAAGUAACAUCUUGUCCUGACGACUGCUUAAUUGCACUAUGUGAGAUUGUUAGAAAUACUGUUCAGAAUUUGGAUAGCAUAGUUAAUUAUGCGACAACGGUGUGCGAGGAUCUUAUUAAGGAUGAAAGCAAAUGUAAUUUAGUUUGGCUAAUGGGAGAAUAUCCUAGCAAGUUUCCGAAAUUUAGUCAAGUGAUAGGUAAUUUUGUUGAUUCAUUUACAGAAGAAGGUAAUUGUACGCAAAUGUCUAUAUUAUUAACUGUUGUUAAAAAUCAUAAGCUUCUAGGGGGUUCUAUACUGCAAAAAACUUUAGAUAUGGGCAGUAAAGAAUCCACAGAGAUAGAUAUCAGAGAUAUGGCUAUUAUGUAUUGGAGAUGUUUGUCCAUAGAUGAAUCCUUAAUUAGUAAAUUAAGUACGGUUACCAAUACUGGUGACAUGGGUGACUUGCCCAAAAUAAGUGAUACCAUAGAAAAAUUUCCCGAACCGGUUUUAAAAGUUUUGUUACAACAACUAUCUACAUUAGGUUCAGUUUAUUUUAAACCCAUUAAUGAAAUGGCAACAGUACAACAAAGUAAAUUAUUGAUGGAUAAAAAUUCAAAUAUUAUUAGGGGCAAAGACGUUGGAGAAUUGGCUAAUUUGGCCCAAACUGAGAUAUCUAAGAAUGAAGAUAUUUUAUUGGACUUGAAUGGGAAUGAUGCUGAGAAUGCUAACGAUGUUAAUAACAAUAAUAGUACUACAUUUGAUGAACUAAGUGACUUGUUUGGAGGCGUGGAAAUAAAUAAUAAUAGUAGUAAUAAUAAUAAUAGUACUUUACUAACAUCCAUUUUCACUAAUAAUAAUGCUAAUUCCAUAGGAAAUAAUCAUGCCAGUAGUAAUAAUCAACUAGAUCAAAAACUGAAUAAUAAUAAUAAUAAUAAUAAUAAUAAUAAUAAUCCAAACAGCACUAGGAAUACUCAAGAUUUACUUGAUUUAUUUUAA
Messenger RNA from Saccharomycodes ludwigii, 2223 nucleotides. It is a transcript of the gene APL2, whose product is annotated as Apl2p. Gene Ontology annotation, molecular function: clathrin binding. Bases 1 to 2223 code for a protein of 740 amino acids. NCBI's taxonomy places the organism in Eukaryota, Fungi, Ascomycota, Saccharomycetes, Saccharomycodales, Saccharomycodaceae. The record is from RefSeq and is a predicted model, not a curated record. The transcript has a single exon. Gene Ontology annotation, biological process: vesicle-mediated transport; intracellular protein transport. Gene Ontology annotation, cellular component: membrane coat.